AUGGAGGGGUAUUGGGACGUUGUUGUGUCCUCGAUCCAGGACACCUGUAACUCGAACGAGAUCACGUCUCUGGACCCGUUGACGCUGGCGUCGGCAGACACUCCUGAGGCAAGACAGGCCAACAAGGACCUGGUUCUCAAACAUAAGGACAAUCUCGAAAAAACCAAACGUAUAAUGGAUACCGCAUUGAUCAAUGUCAACGGCCUCUUAUCUCAGUCACGUGCGUCUGGUGGAUACGCUGACGACGGAUCAGGAGCACGCACUAAACUAAAGAGCCAGAAAUACGGGAAAUCUUAUUAUCAAUCUACGUUCAAUCCAUCGGAGCCAGUGGUCGUUGGGUCGGAAGUAGCGUUCCGUCCCAAACAAAAAGGCGCCGAAUGGUUCCAGUGCGAGGUUACAAAGGUUCUUACCGAUACAAAGUUCGAGGUUAAAGAUCCGGAGCCAGACGAAGCCAACCCUAACGGUCAGGUGUUUAAGUGCACCUGGAAAGAAAUCAUACUUAUGCCUACGAAUGAAUCGCUCGCCACGCUGAAGAACUACCCUGUUGGGUUUAGGGUACUCGCACGAUAUCCCGAAACUACGACGUUUUAUCCAGCCGAGGUAAUUGGGUUCAAGAAGGACGGAACAUGCAGACUGAAGUUUGAAGGAGAGGAAGAAGUUGGUAAAGAAACAGAGGUGCACAGAAAACUGGUUCUACCCUUUCCAGGGUGA
Messenger RNA from Ogataea philodendri, 711 nucleotides. RefSeq lists its product as uncharacterized. Bases 1 to 711 code for a protein of 236 amino acids. Gene Ontology annotation, cellular component: SAGA complex. The transcript has a single exon. The record is from RefSeq and is a predicted model, not a curated record. NCBI's taxonomy places the organism in Eukaryota, Fungi, Ascomycota, Pichiomycetes, Pichiales, Pichiaceae.